Molecule: messenger RNA, 1259 nt
Organism: Syngnathus acus (greater pipefish)
Lineage: Eukaryota; Metazoa; Chordata; Actinopteri; Syngnathiformes; Syngnathidae
Exons: 4
Coding region: 237-1163 (308 amino acids)
Source: RefSeq, a predicted model, not a curated record
GCGACAACGCAUGCGCAUUUGUAGCUACUCUCCAUCAGUCGACGUCCGAUGAGCGUGAAUUAAAAUAUAUUUAUUUUAAAAAUAUUUUGCACAGUACAGUUAGUACGAUAUUACAGCCUUCAAAUUCACAACUGAAUGGCAACAUAGCGAGAAAAAAGAAGGAUUUUUUAAAAUGUAUCUUGUAAGCUAGCAAGCUAAGAGGCUAGCCCAUGUAAUUAGCUUACAUUUGUGUCCAAAUGUACCUUCUUUCCACGGUUGUCGCCUCUUUGGCCGUCUUUUUUCUCUUGAAAUGGAUGAAAAAGCGACGCUACUGCACGGACGUCAAAAGGCUGGACGGGAAAACGGUUCUUAUUACGGGGGGAAGUUCGGGCAUCGGCAAGGAGACAGCCGUAGCGUUGGCCAUGAGAGGCGCCCGCGUGGUGAUUGCCUGCCGAGAUGCGGAUAGGGCAGAGAAAGCGGUGCGGGAGAUCAAAUCCCGCAGUCGCAGCCUGGCUGUAGUUUGCAUGGAGCUGGACCUGGCCAACCUGCGCUCAGUGCGCAACUUCUGCAUGAGCUUCCUGCAGCGGGAGAAGAGGCUUGACAUCUUGAUCAAUAACGCAGCCAUGCCGGCCAUCCUGGACUGGACAGACGACGGCUUUAGCAUGUGCCUGGGCGUCAAUCACCUGGGCCACUUCCUGCUCACCAAUCUACUUCUGGGCCGCCUGAAGGAAUGCGCCCCCAGCCGCGUGGUCACGCUCACCUGCUCCAGCUACAAGUACCAGAAGCUGGACUUCCAGGACCUCAACUACAACCUGCUGCCGUUCUUCACCUACUGCCGCAGCAAGCUGGCCAACGUCUACUUCAGCCACGAGCUGGGUCGCCUUACGCAAGGGAAGGGCGUCACCUCCUAUGCAGUGCACCCCGGCUUUGUGCAGAGCGAGUGGACAUGCCAUUAUUCGUUUUUGUUCCGAGCUGUGAUGCGGGUCCUCAUGUGGAUGUUCUCCGUGUCCUGCGAGGCGGGCGCUCAAACCGUGGUCUACUGUGCCGUGUCAGACGAAGCGGCCAUUCAUGGCGGCGGAUACUUUGUGGAUUGCCGGGCGGCCACCGUGCGACCAUUCGCCCGUGAUGCCGGUGUGGCCAAGAAACUGUGGGAGGCCAGUGAGCGGCUUGUCAAACUGGCAUGAUGUUUUUUUUUUUUACAUUUUUGCCAUCAUUUUCAUGAAAGAUAUGUUAUUGAGUUGAAUCAUUUAAAAAUAAGAUGUUUUGUGUAUUACUGUACU